CAAUCAGUGACAUCAACAAAUGAUCUGGAAAUUGCGAUGAAGCUUCUCAUCCCAGCGUCAAGCUUCCAAAUUGCUUUGGAGGGAAGCGGACCGAAGACUGACUCCCAAUGCCUUUGUCACAUCCCAAUUCCAAUGCUUGAGGUGGAAACCACGAUGGCCAUUGGCGAGGUCAAAAAGGUGGGUCGAUGAAAUGCGGUUCAAGCGGUUGGUAUGCAGCGGUGUCACCGCAGCAAAACAACCCCCAAGGCCAAAGGAGAAAGAAUGGCUCUGGUUGAAGUACUCCGUACCUGUAGUGGAUCUACCGGAACGGUACCUUUGCCUACCCCGUGAUCCCAGUGAUUGGGCUCGUCUUUUCUUGUCUCCGCCACGAUACGAUCCACCUGUCUACCUACUCAAGUCUCCGCGACUCGCAAGAUCCUGUAUAUAGAGCCUGUCCGCUCUCUCCCACACUCUGUCCCUUCUCCACCCACCUUCCUUUUCAUUCCUUUGCCUGUGUGUCUUUCGCUCCGCUUCAUCAUGUUGUGGUCUUCCUCGUAUACCGCGGCGCUUGCCUUGGCAAUUGCCACGACCAAUGCCCAGGAGAGUCCUCUCAACUGGGCCACUUCUCCUCCACAUUAUCCUUCGCCAUGGAUGAGAGGUGCCGAAGGUUGGGAGGAGGCUUACGAGAAGGCAAAGGCUUUCGUUAGUGGCCUCACUCUGACAGAGAAAGUCAAUUUGACUACAGGUGUUGGGUACGUCUUUUUGAUUAUCAAUCCAAUUGCAUAUAUUCUACGGGUGUUUCUUUUUCCAUCGGUUUUUCCUCCUUUUGUAUUGUGGUGUUGGGUAUGUGGUUGCUGGAUAUCACGGGUGGGGGGUCUUGGAGGGGAUUCCUGCGCAAGGCGCCAAUUGUUUCCCUUGCAUAUUGGAGAAGAGGUGCUUCCAUUCAUGGGUUCCAUAGCAACAUUCAUGGGUUCCAUAGCAACAUUCAUGGGUAUCCAUUGCCAUGGAUACUAUUUCUUGCUUCUGGAAUUCAUUAUGGGGCUGGCAUGUUUGAGUUCCAUUGGUCUAGACUGGCCUAUUGGCAUUUCUGGCUUUACAGUUUUGGCCAGGCCCUCGCAAAUCUUGUGCGGAAGUUUGGUAGGGGUAGCCGGGUAGACAUGCUAACUUCCAGCCAGAUGGUCAGGAGAACAGUGCGUGGGAAACACUGGAUCAAUCCCUCGUCUGGAUUUCAGAGGACUGUGUUUACAGGACGGUCCUCUUGGUAUUCGUUUUAGUAAGUCAUAGAAUUCAUUGCUGUUCAACAGCAGUUACACAUGGCGCCAUUUCAUAUACUAACCACUUGUAGCUGAUUUGGCCACCCUUUGGCCCUCGGGAAUGAACGCCGGUGCUACAUGGUCUAGACGACUGAUGAAGGAGCGUGGAUUUGCUAUGGCUGAAGAGCAUAAAGGAAAGGGUGUUGAUAUACAACUGUCUCCCGUCGCGGGUCCACUUGGUCGUACGCCGCUUGGUGGUCGUAACUGGGAAGGUAUGCUUGAGUUCCUGAUUUUGGAAGAUGUGUGUGUUAAUCUCAUUUUGACAGGUUUCGCUUCCGAUCCUGUCUUGACUGGAAUUGCCAUGGCAGAGACAAUCAAAGGUAUUCAGGAUGCCGGUGUGAUUGCAACCGCAAAGCAUUUCAUUGGCAACGAGCAAGAACACAAUCGCGAUCUCACUGAUAACGGAAACACACCCGCCUACUCAGCAAACAUUGAUGACAAAACUAUGCACGAGUUGUAUCUUUGGUAAGAGCCUUAUCCACACAUUGCCAAAACCCACUAAUAGAAAUCUAGGCCAUUCGCAGAUGCAGUCCGUGCUGGAGUAGGAGCAGUUAUGAGUUCUUACAACCAAAUCAACAACAGUUACGCUGCACAAAACAGCUACCUGGUCAACUAUAUUCUUAAGAACGAAUUGGAUUUCCAAGGAUUCGUAAUGACUGAUUGGUGGUCGCAACAUACCGGUGUCGCCGCAGCCCUCGCUGGUACUGACAUGUCCAUGGGCGGAGAUAAACUAUUUGCGUCAGGAGACACCUGGUGGGGUGGUAGUUUGACUGAAGCAGUUCUUAACGGUACCGUCCCACAAUGGAGACUUGACGAUAUGGCGACAAGAAUCAUGUCUGUAAGUAUAGUCUGAGUCCACAUCACACCGACGUAUUAUGGCUCUAUUCCCAUUUUGGAUGAUCCUAGGCUAACUAUAUUCCUCAAUAGGCGUACUUCAAAGUUGGUGCUGACAAAGCUCGUGUUCCAAUUAACUUCAGCUCAUGGACCAAUGAGACGUUUGGUUGGCGACACGACCAAGCCGACGAAUACUAUGAGCAAGUCAACUGGCAUGUGGAUGUUCAAGGUGACCACAAGGUACUCGCUCGGGAGGUUGCUGGCGCCUCAACUGUCCUUCUGAAGAACAACGGUGUCCUUCCAUUGAGCGGCCCAAAGAGCGUCGCAGUCAUUGGUGAGGAUGCUCAUGACAACCCUGCAGGCCCAAAUUCCUUCGCAGAUAGAGGAGGAAAUGCCGGUACCUUGGCCCAGGGAUGGGGAAGUGGAUCAGCCAACUACCCAUACCUCCUCGCACCAGUAACCACUCUUCGAGCACAAGCUGCCGAAUCCAAGUCCGCUUUCACCAACGUCAGCGACAACUACAACUUCGAUGCUGUCACCCAAGCUGUGGCAGGCGCAGAGGUAGCAAUCGUGUUCGCUAAUGCCAACGCAGGAGAAGGAUACAUCACGGUUGAUGGAAAUACUGGUGACCGAAACAAUUUGACUUUGUGGGGUAACGGUGAUGCUCUCAUCGCACACGUUGCUUCUCAAAACCCCAACACCAUUGUUGUCCUACACACCGUUGGCCCAGUCAUUGUCGAGGACAUGAAGAACAACCCUAACAUCACUGCCAUCAUCUGGGCUGGUUUGCCAGGUCAAGAGUCCGGUAACGCCAUCACCGAUAUUCUCUACGGUGUCCGAAACCCAUCUGCCAAGACCGUGUUCACCUGGGGCAAGAAACGCGAGGAUUGGGGUGUGGAUGUCAUUUACACACCAACCACUGUUCCCAGUCAAAUGAACUUCGAUGAGGGUAUCAUGCAUGAUCACCGUCACUUCGAUCAGUUGGACAUCGAGCCCUCUUACGAAUUUGGAUUUGGAUUGUCAUACACCAACUUCACCUACAGCAACCUCCAAGUUGUUAAGCACACCCCAGAACCAUUCCAGCUAACCUCCGGAAUGACCAAAGCUGCUGAGACCUUUGGCACAAUCAACAUGAACGAAACCAGCGCGCAAUUCCCUCCUGGAUUCAAGAUUAUCAAAGGCUAUGUCUAUCCAUUCUUAACUGGACCAGUCUCCAGAAACCAAACCCAAAGCUGGCCCGACAAAUCUUCCGACCCAUCCCCUCAACCCAAGGUUGGAGCUGGUGGAUCGCCAGGUGGAAACAAACAGCUGUGGGAUGUUAUGUAUACCGUCACCGCCACUGUGAAGAACGUCGGGGACGUCAAGGGAACCGAGGUCUCUCAACUGUACCUCUCCCUCGGCGGAUCAACCGACCCCAAGCUCGUCCUGAGAGGAUUCGAUGAUCUCGAACUUGAACCACAAGAGGAAAAGACCUUCACCGUCGAGAUUACCCGCCGUGACAUCAGUAACUGGGACACCACCACCCAGAACUGGGUUAUCAGUGAGUCCGAGAAGACCAUUCACGUCGGAGGAAGCUCACGAUCCUUGCCACUUUCCGCCCCACUUGCAUAAAAGUGCCUCUUUGGGUCCUGGAAUGUUUCUUUUGUUUUCGUGUGUUUGUGUAUUUAGGACUGUCGAUACCUCUUUGCCGAGGCUCUAUUUUGAUACGAUGUGUAUAGUGCAUGUAGUGGAAGGUCGCUUGUUGAUGGGCUGUGAAUGAUAGGUAGAGAUACCCGAUACUGAAGAUCACUUGAUGAAAAAGGAAUUUGUAAGGGAAGAUGGAAAGAAGGUUAAUAGCUGGGAUUUAAUUAUAAUUAGCUUACGUGAAAACCAUUGAGGGUGGAAGAAUUUUACAUUUGAAAA
Messenger RNA from Hymenoscyphus albidus, 4028 nucleotides. The record is from the annotation of a GenBank genome assembly. NCBI's taxonomy places the organism in Eukaryota, Fungi, Ascomycota, Leotiomycetes, Helotiales, Helotiaceae.